Molecule: messenger RNA, 5369 nt
Organism: Oncorhynchus nerka (sockeye salmon)
Lineage: Eukaryota; Metazoa; Chordata; Actinopteri; Salmoniformes; Salmonidae
Product: T-box transcription factor TBX20
Exons: 9
Coding region: 277-1626 (449 amino acids)
Biological process (GO): cell fate specification; regulation of transcription by RNA polymerase II; heart looping
Cellular component (GO): nucleus
Molecular function (GO): DNA-binding transcription factor activity, RNA polymerase II-specific; RNA polymerase II cis-regulatory region sequence-specific DNA binding
Source: RefSeq, a predicted model, not a curated record
AGAGCAGUGCAAAGAUUCAACAGUCCGGAUAAGACUUUGCCACUGGAGUGGAGACGCACAACGAUUAGUCGGUUUUUAACAAUGUGUCCAACGAGUCUAAAACGGAGAGUGUUUUAAGUUUGUUCUGUAAUAGAGGAAGCGCAUACCUUGUUCAAAAAACAGUCGAAGUAGCUUCCAUUUUUUCAGCGUUUUUGUGUGCAGCCUGCCAAUAAAACCACAGAGCUCACUCCGCGAGCGGUUUGUGCAUUUGGACGUUUUACUUGUACUACUCUCACCAUGGAGUACACCUCUUCCCCGAAGCCACAGCUCUCCUCCAGGGCAAACGCGUUCUCGAUAGCCGCUAUCAUGUCAAGUGGAAAAACGAAGGACAAGGAAACGGAUGAAAACACCAUCAAGCCACUUGAACAAUUCGUGGAGAAGUCCUCCUGUAACCAAGGUUUGGGAGAGCUGUCUUCUCUAGAUGGGCACGGAGAUUUCAGCGGGAGCGCGCCUCCAGUGUGCACAGAGCCGCUGAUCCCCACCACCCCCAGUGUUCCCAGCGAGGAGAUGGCCAAAAUUUCCUGCAGUUUAGAGACCAAGGAACUCUGGGACAAAUUCCAUGAUCUCGGCACUGAGAUGAUCAUCACAAAAUCCGGAAGAAGAAUGUUCCCCACCAUCCGUGUGUCCUUCUCCGGGGUGGACCCGGACGCCAAAUACAUCGUGCUGAUGGACAUUGUUCCGGUCGACAACAAACGUUACCGCUACGCCUACCACAGGUCGUCCUGGCUCGUGGCGGGCAAGGCGGACCCUCCUCUGCCUGCACGGUUAUACGUGCACCCCGACUCUCCUUUCACUGGGGAACAGCUGCUCAAACAAAUGGUGUCUUUCGAGAAAGUAAAGCUCACCAACAACGAACUGGACCAACAUGGACACAUCAUACUAAACUCCAUGCAUAAGUACCAGCCCCGGGUCCACAUCAUCAAGAAGAAGGACCACACCGCCUCCCUUCUCAACCUCAAGUCGGAGGAGUUCCGCACCUUCGUUUUCACCGAGACUGUCUUUACCGCGGUCACAGCCUACCAGAACCAGCUGAUAACCAAGCUGAAGAUCGACAGCAACCCGUUUGCGAAAGGCUUCCGAGACUCCUCCCGACUGACGGACAUGGAGAGGUUACUGCAAAGACAUGAUAUAUCUUGGGAAAGUGUUGAGAGUUUGAUCCACAAGCACUCGUACGCACGGUCACCAAUACGCACCUACGCAGGUGAGGAGGAGACACUGGGGGAUGACGGCCAUGCCUCACACAGGGGUUCUGCAUUCACCGCCUCUGACAACCUCUCCCUGAGCUCCUGGGUCACCGCCACCUCUGGGUUCUCAGGCUUCCAGCACCCCCAGUCCCUCUCUGCCAUGGGCUCCAGCAGCACCUCCAUGGCCAACCCCUUGCCCCACCCCAUGCAGGGCUCCCUGCCCCCCUACAGCCGGCUGGGCAUGCCCCUGACUCACUCAGCCCUGGCGGGCACCAUGCAGGGCAGCGGGCCCUCCUUCCCCUCCUUCCACAUGCCCCGCUACCACCACUACUUCCAGCAGGGCCCCUACGCUGCCAUCCAGGGACUGCGCCACUCCUCCACCGUCAUGACCCCCUUUGUAUGACUCCCUCUGGGGUGACUGCCUGGCCGAGUAGCCCCUCAUCAGCUACAACUACGUUUAUAGACACACCUGCACACACAAGUAGAUAAACUCACCGAUCUGUCCCCUUCAGCAUCAUCACCCAUCGUCACCACCAUGUCCUUGUAAAUAAUAAGCCCUCUGGCCGAGGCGACUGACUGGACGACCUGGAGAGGCUGCCUGGCUGCUGUCCUGCAUGCUGACAGCUGAACCGGAGAGGAAACAGACUCCUACGGGACCUGGUGGAACAGACACAGAGACCCACAGACUGAUAUGAACACUAGAUAUGAACACUAUUGACCUGCAUAUGAACAUUUACGACCCAGAUAUGAAAACUGAUGAUCCAGGUAUAAAAAAUAAAAAAACAACAACAGAGAUGCUGAGGAAUGAUGACCAUGCACAGUGAUGCGUUGUGGGAAAUAGGUAAUGGUCUGCUUGUGAUGACUGUCGUUUGCCCCUGCCCUCCAACUGUUGGUCACAAUGUUCAUUUUGCACCCACUCUCCAGAAAAGCAUGGACAGGAGAACCAGUGAACUGUCUUGGUUACGGACAUUAGAACCAGAGGGUGUGGUAAUUGUUCGUUCUCUCACAGCUUCUGGGGAAAAUGAAGAAUACGGGACUCCAAAAGUUACGGGCGUGCACAAAUUUCAAUCCUGGGCACCGCUUGUGGCCACAGAGGAGAACUGUCUUCACUCCAGCUGCUGGGGCAUGGAGGAAUGGCAGCCAUUUUUGACUGAGUCAAAGGAUUCCCACAGCUUGCUGACCAAAACUCACAAGGACGGUAGAGGCAACAUCUCUCCUCUCCUGCUUGAACUCAAACUCCGUUAACCUUCCUCUGCAUGCAGAAUCCUAUAGCCUCCUCCAGUCAGGUUGGCUGUUUCCAUGGUAGUCAGAUUUGUGCACAUAGAUGCCCUAGAGACAGAGAGAAGCCAAUUGUUUCUUUCCCAUCUAUAAAGCCAGCCAUGUGUACAGUGAAGAAGUUAUAGUGGAAGAUGAUCAUGUUUGAUAGCAGUACAUAAAUAUAUCCACACUACACAAACACACACACAGGACAGAAACUAUAAGACGAAUGUCACAUGACAGUGUCAUAUCAUAGGACGCAUGCUGCUGCAACAGAUAACACAGAAAACUUUUUUAUUUUUUAUCCUGACCGGGUCUCAAACUACUUUGUCAGUUUCCUUUGUCAUCCAAAAAGCUUAUAUUCACCUCAUACCAUUUUAUGUACUGCAUCCAAUUAGAUUUGUGAGGUCAAUCAAUGAAAAGAGAUGUUAGUUCAUGUCUCACGUGUGAAUGGGCCCUAGAAGACCUCUGGAGGACCUGUCUAUCAAAGUCACAGAGUGUUAAAAUCACGCUACGUCGUCACGUAUCCCCAACACCAGCAGAUUGGCUUCUCUAACCAAUCAAUGGCAAAUCAGUAAUGUAUCAAUGAAGUACCAAGAGGGAGAGAAAACCUGCAGACUCUGCAGCCCUGAAAGGCUAAGAUGGACUUUCUCUUGCUGUAUUGGCCGGAAGCCUGAUUCACUACCUAACCAAUACCUAACCUCUGGCGCCACACUAUAGCCUGAUUACUGUAGCCUGAUCUAUGUCUGCCUCAGGCUGUGUCGACACUACAGCACUCUGGGAGAAAGUCCACACCUGUAAAUAAUGACUCAGUGGUGCCUCCCCUUAGAGGAGGGUGGGGAGGGAGAUCUGUUUUGGUCGUCACGUCAUUGGCGAUUCAUCAAGCUAGCCCCUUCUAACCAAAAUGACACAGAAGCUAAGAUAGUGACACAAAACGCAGUGUAUGCAUCGGUGCCUUUGUAGUGCCACUCCUCUAAAAAUAAAAAAUAAUUGCAGAUGGAUUCAUCCAUUCAAUGAUGUCUCAUACAGUUUGUUACCACAGUAAAACCAAUGUUAUUGUAAAAUGCCGUUCCUAUUUUGGCAAGAAAAAGACACCCAAGGCAGCUUUGUAAACCUCUAAUUCACAGCUAAGACAUCCUGACAAUUAUUUUUAGUAUGAAGAUCUCUCUUUCGGGGCAAAAUGGGACAAACUUGGAUUGAAGUGAAGGUCUAAUACAGUAUUUCAUUGUUGGUUUUGUUUUCAAUGCUGAGUCUCUCGAUUUCAUUAUACUGAACAAACCAAUCACAUGGAGCCAAAAAACAUGCAUCAAUUAGGCUACAAUUUGGCCAUAUUAUUGUGGGCACUAACUCUGCAUGUAGCUUACAUUACUGUUCCCACUUACUCACCAUUUUCAAACUAUGUGUCCACAAGCAGUCAGCAGGUUGGAGUUGGAAUGGGUUUUGCAGGAUUUUUUGUGCUGAAAACGUGUUGAUGGACAACUCUCAGUAGCAUACACAAUGCAUGGAGGCUUUAUCGAGGUGCUAUCAAACAUGAUGAUUGCCAGUGAUGGCAUUAACUCUAAGGCUUUCAGUUGAAAGAGGCAAGUGUUUUCAUUGUUAAACAAUUUCACAUAAGAACUCUAACAAAGGUCUUAAACUGAUGUUCUCUUCAAUCUAUAGCCUGUGUCUGGACUUCACUCCCCAUCUUUCAACAUGUCCUGGUGUAUGCAGCUGACAAUCUCGCCAAGUCUUGGUAGAAGUGGGGGAUUGUAACUUUCAAACUUUCCAUUUUGAACAAUGUGUACGCACACUCAAAGUAUGCCAUGGGAGAUAGAUCUGCAAGGAUUUUGUCAUGUUUUUGUUGUGUUUUUAUUAUUACUUUAAGUGUAAUCUAAAUAUACAGGAUGACAUCUAACAAGUCUUUGUUUCGUUGAUUUUUUAAGUGCAAUAUAUUUAUUUCUGCUCUGAAAAUGAUCAUGUGUAAAGUACUAUCUGACGCUUAAAAAUAUGCACUACCGUUCAAAAGUUUGGGGUCACUUAGAAAUGUCCUUGUUUUUGAAAGAAAAUCACAUUUUUAGUCUAUUAAAAUAACAUCAAAUUGAUCAGAAAUACAGUGUAGACAUUGUUAAUGUUGUAAAUUACUAUGGUAGCUGGAAAUGGCAGAUUUUUUUAUGGAAUAUCUAUAUAGAUGUACAGAGGCCCAUUAUCAGCAACCAUCACUCCUGUGUUCCAAUGGCACGUUGUGUUAGCUAAUCCAAGUUUACCAUUUUAAAAGGCUAAUUGAUCAUUAGAAAACUCUUUUGCAAUUAUGUUAGCACAGCGGAAAACUGUUAAAGAAGCAAUAAAACUGGCCUUCUUUAGACUAGUGAGUGUCUGGAGCAUCAGCAUUUGUGGGUUCGAUUACAGGCUCAAAAUGGCCAGCAACAAAUAACUUUCUUCUGAAACUCAUCAGUCUAUUCUUGCUCUGAGAAUUCCAUGCGAGAAAUUGCCAAGAAACUGAAGAUCUCGCUGUGUAUUACUCCCUUCACAGAACAGUGCAAAAUUGCUCUAACCAGAAUAGAAAGAGGAGUGGGAGGCCCUGGUGCACAACUGAACAAAAGGACAAGUACAUUAGAGUGUCUAGUUUGAGAAACAGAUGCCUCACAAGUCCUCAACUGGCAGCUUCAUUCAAUAGUACCCACAAAACACCAGUCUCAAAGUCAACAGUGAAGAGACCACUCCAGGAUGCUGGCCUUCUAGGCAUUAACAUUGUCUACACUGUAUUUCUGAUCAAUUUGGUGUUAUUUUAAUGGACAAAAAAAGUGCUUUUCUUUCAAAAACAACGACAUUUCUAAAUGACCACAAACUUUUGAACGGUACUGUAUGAUAUUUGUAAACCAUAAGAAAUAUAUAUAUCACCCCCAAAAUGUC